Messenger RNA from Caenorhabditis auriculariae, 9358 nucleotides. The record is from the annotation of a GenBank genome assembly. Lineage: Eukaryota; Metazoa; Nematoda; Chromadorea; Rhabditida; Rhabditidae.
AUGACCAUAAUGAAGGUGCGGAAAGUGCCGACUGACGAGUUGGCGACGACCAACUGCGCCAUCGUCAGCCGAGACGAUUUCGACGCCAAAGGGACCAAGUUCGUCUCACAAACAUCAUCAUGAUUCUUUCAUGUGACGGGAGAAAUUGCGAUUUUUGCGCGAUAAACGAGAAGAUUCCCUAGGGAUCGUAGAAAUUUCUCUUGGAAUGAAAAUCUUCUAAUGGUGAUAGUUUUAUGUAGUAUUAAAAAGACUCAAAAAUUUUUAGCCGAAAAAAAACAAUAGCAUUGAAAAAACAAGUUUCAAGUUGACGAGGCUCAAUUAGCUGACAUAUUUUUGCUCUAUGGAGAGGAGUUAAGAUACCUCUGAAGUUCUGUAAAAGUUUCUCAUUUCUUUUUUCUCCAAUGUAAUUUGAGAAUAAUAUUUUUUUUUGGUAUGAAUGCGUCUUUUCAAUAAAUUUCAUUUAUUUAUUUUAUCACCGCCUAGUCGAUUCCAUCUGACUAAAACAACCAAUAAAUAUUGAUAAAUAUUGGUGAUGUUGAUGAGUCUGUUGAAUUUAAUUUAAAAAAGGCUGUCGAUAGAUUUUUUUGAUUGCGCGAGUGCUUUUUUCAGCCAUAUUUGAAAUGUUUACCGCGGUUUUUGUUUUAAAUUACAAAUCUCCAGUUGGCUUACACUUGAUGAGAAGAAAUUUAAAAGAAAACUUGAAAAAAGAAACCAAGAAAAAAAAUUUCAAUUUCGAAACAAAACCAUAAAACUGUGUUUCCAGACACAUAAUGGUGCGUACGGGACCGGCUCACCGGUUCAUUUUCUCCAUCAAAAACGAUUCUUCGAUGCGACGCGGCGAAGUCGGCUUCGCCAUGUCCCAGAGAAAAUGGGCGGCCCUGUCGUUGGACCAGGAGGUCGACGUCACGGCUCACUCCUUUGCCGUCAGUUCUUUUAGAAGAAUAUUUUGCUCAUUCUGAGUGAAGGAAAAAAUUUUCGGUUUACAAGUGACUUCUUUCUCAAGAUCAGAACUGACUCUGAAAAAAAAAAUCUCAAUUUAAAACUUUUUUUGCAAUUUUUUUGUAAGGAGACGAAAAAAUAGAUUUAAAAGAUCAGCACUACGAAAAAGGGUUAUCCACUUUCGCGUUUUUUUUUCAUUUUUUUUAAAAUUUUAUUGAACAGAUUACAACGGCAGAAAGCCUUUAAAAUGCAUCAAAGAUCCAUUUUUUUUUUAUUAAAAAAAAUAAAAAGGGGAAGGUAGUUAAAAAAAGAAGCGCUGAAUUGGGAAACUCAAAAAUAACACCAAAAGGUUAGUGAAUAAUCGAGGAAAAAAUUAUUCAUCGGUAAAGUUGGAAAGGGUGGAAAAUGGCUCCAUAGAAGUUUUUCUUUUAGGGUGAUGAAGGCUCCCUUUUUUGCUUCCCUUUUGCGCCAUUUAAUCGGCUUUCAUGCACCAUUUUUGCUGCCUCUCCCCUUUUCCACCAUUUCUUGAGCCUUCAAAAUCACAGAAAAAAGGCUCGAUAGGUCGACUCUUUUUGCUGCCUUUUUGCGGCCUUUUUUUGAGCCUCUCCCCUUUAGCGACCAUUAUCCACCAUUCCGGUUUUGUUCGAGUUGUUUAUAAGACUUGAAAUACAUUUCGAAGCUUGAUCAACUUCAGACGAACGAGUACAUCGGCUCGAUCGUCGUCUCCGCCGAUUUCCAGAGCAAGAAAAAGUAUUUCCGAAUUUCCUGCCUCAAAUAAUGACAGAAAACUUGUUCAGCGUGACUCCGGAACCUCUGAAUGCCGAUUUUAUGGCUCGCGAAUUCUCGAUGCAAUUCGCUGGACAGUCCUUCUGCAAGUAUUACCGAAAUGGUCCCUCCAUUUUUCAAAUUGUAUUUUCCAGAGGCUCUCUGUUGGUUUUCAAAUACGAAGACAAGGAAAAGGCCAAAACUCACAUGCUUUCUCUUGUCGUCAAGUCUCUUGAAGGUUAUUUUUCUAUUUUUAAUUUUACUUAAUAAUUUUUUCAGGAUUCGAUCUAUCAAAAGCGGUCAAUGGCGACGGGCCACCUGCCAAGCCUAUGCAGGUAGAAAUUCUCCUUUUUCUGGAUGAAAAUCAAAAAUAUAUCCCAGGUUGAUGCCGGCGAACUUUUGCCGAAUUCGGCAAUUGUUUUCGACAAAGAGGAAGGGUCCAUGCUGAACUUGAUUGGAAAAAGCAAAGGGUUUGUGUUUUUUCAACUUUAAAAACACUGUUAAAAUUUUCGGCGGAGUAAUUUUUUCUUGCCAGUUUUUUUUCUGAUGUUUUGGAGCUUCAAAUAGAUUUUUCAAAGUUUUUUUCUUUUUUUGAAAAAUCUGUAUGAUAUCUUCAAAAGAGAAGCAACACAAAUUUCAUGAAGGAACUUUGGAAUUUUCAGAUAAUCAUAAAAUUAGUUUAACUUAGUUUCAAGACAUCCUUUCAUUAGCUGUGAAAAAAACCUUGAAAAUUUUUUUGGAGGAAGCUAAAUUUUUUUAAAAAUCUUUUUUUACAGGUUUUUUUUAUAAGAUCUUUUCAGCAUUUCAUCUUGAUAGUUUUAAGGCAAUAAUCAUCGAUUUCCGAAAAAAACACUAAUAAUGAUUUUUUUAAAGGACUUUCAUAUUUUUUUCAGAUAAGCUUAAAUUUAGUUUAUUUUAAAUUCGCAACAUCCUCUCGUUAAAUGUAAAAAAACGCGUCUUUGUUCGCCUUUUUCUUUAUUUUUGGAAUUGUUUUUUUCUGAGAUUAAUAACCUUAAAAGCGAGUUUUGAGUCAUCGAAACAGUUACGGUUAAGGAAAUCAGCGUACCGAUCGAUAAUCAAUCCCGACUGGGACUUCCAAAAGAUGGGAAUCGGCGGCCUUGACAAGGAGUUCUCCGGAAUUUUCCGACGCGCUUUCGCCUCCCGAGUUUUUCCGCCAGAGUUCAUCGAACAACUCGGUUGGUUUCUUGAUUCAAUACCCGGAGAAAAUCAAAUUUGUAACUUCAGCCAUGAAACACGUGCGCGGUAUCUUGCUCUUUGGUCCGCCCGGAACCGGAAAAACUCUGAUGGCCCGGCAAAUCGGCAAAAUGUUGAAUGCCCGGGAGGCGAAGAUUGUCAACGGCCCUCAGAUUCUGGACAAGGUUCGAGAAAUCAAAAACAUCCAAUACAAUUUCGCGCCUCAUUCACUUCACAGUUUCUCAUUUCUUAUAAAUCGAAGUAUUUAUUCAAUUCUAUUAGUCUGUCCAAGGUAUAUCUAAAAAUGCGAAAAUCUCGAAGGAUCUAAAGUUUUACUGGCAAAAGUUCCUCACUUUGACUAUUCUUCCCAGAAAAAUAUGUUUAUUUUAAAAAAUCGGCAAAGUUUUUUGAAUAGUUCAGUUUUGGAGGGGAAAUAUUUGGGUGUGGAAAAACGGGUUUUUUUCCAAGGUGGUUUGAAUUGGGAGAAUUUUUUUGAAAAAUCUUGAAAAAUUUCUGCGUGGACAAUGCAAGAAAAAUAUAACUUAUUUUUCGUUUAUUUUUCUGAUGAAUCAGAUUCUAAAGGGGACUGCGGCUUUCAAACUUGUCAUAAUUUAAUUUAGUACCUAGUGAAAUAACAAAUAAAACAAACCAAAAAUAAAGAAGAAGAGUUUUCUUUUUGAAAGUAGCUUUCUCAUUUCUGGCAGGAAAUCAAAUAAAGAGUAAGAAGAAACUCAAUUUUUCUUGUCAAAAGUCUUCAUCAAGUUCUAUGCAAACUUUUGUAUUUCAGUACGUCGGUGAAUCGGAAUCCAACGUGAGGAAACUGUUCGCCGACGCCGAGGAAGAGUGGCGACGUUGUGGCGCCAAUUCCGGGCUUCACAUCAUCAUUUUCGACGAAAUCGACGCGAUUUGCAAGCAGCGAGGCUCGAUGGUCCUUUUUUUUCAUGAUAUUAAGAUUUCGCGAAAGUUCUUUCAUUUUUGGUCAAAAGUCCGGCUUGGCGGAGAAAAAAAAAGUUUGAGUGAAUUUCUGUUGGCUGUAGCUUACUUCAAAAAUUUCCAUACGGUGUCAAAAAGUCGAGAAAAAAUGGCCAUCCUUUCAAAAUGUGAUCAUAAUCAAAUAAAAAGUACAAGGUCUCAAAACGAUUGGUCGUAUCGUUCCUAGAGAUAUGAAAAGAGCAGCAAUGCGCUUUUAGAAAGAACUUCAGUUUGUACCAUUAUUAAUUCGAUUGGGUUUAGAUGACCUUGUUCUAAUUUUCACCUCUUUUUGGGAGAUUAGCGUGAGAUUUUCAGGCAGGAAGCUCCUCAGUCCAUGACACAGUCGUCAAUCAGUUGCUCUCGAAAAUGGACGGCGUUGAACAGUUGAACAACAUCCUCGUCAUCGGUUCGUACGGGAAUCAACCAAAAAACUGGAGAACUUCCAGGAAUGACCAACCGAAAGGAUAUGAUCGACGAAGCUCUGCUCCGUCCGGGCCGACUCGAGGUCCAGAUGGAGGUCAGUCUUCCCGACGAGACCGGAAGGCUUCAAAUCAUCAAGAUCCACACUGCACGAAUGCGGUUUAGCAUUAUUUCUUGUAAAAAGAUUUAAAAUUUGAGAUUUGAGGGUACCAUUUUUCAUGCUGGAUACGAGUUCCGCGAACUGAAAUAGAAAGAAACAACCAAAAUUUUAGUUCUCGUGGCUUUUUUCAUCUCAUUUUUUUUCAAUAAAUUUAUUAUAAAUUUUGAAAAAAAACCAUUCAACCAAAAAUAGGAGGAAUUUUUGGAAUUUCAUUAAAAGUCCUUUUUCGUAUUAGAUUAAAAUUGAGCUGAAUGCUUACUUUUUCUUAAGAAAUAUUUUAUUAUUUUUUUGCUUCUGACGUUUUAGUUUUUGUAUGAAGAUGUACUUGUGAGAAACCCUCCAAAUGCUUAAAAAUGAGGGAUUCAUUUUUAAUUUACCUUUUUGAAGCUGAUUGGCAAAAAGAAGGUUGGCUCAGUAAAAUUUUAUAAACCAAAUUAAAAAUGUUUUUUUAAAAAUUGAAUAAUUACGUUCAUAGUUUUUUUACAAAACUUUUUUUCAGAGAAUAUAAGAAACUGGACCCUCAAGUGAAUCUCGAGGAGUUGGCCAAACGGACGAAAAACUUUUCGGGUGCUGAAAUUGAAGGUCUUGUGCGGGCUGCGCAAUCCAGUGCCAUGAAUCGUCUCGUCAAAGCUGGCGGCAAAGUAAGUUCUCGCAUUUUGAAAAAAAAAAAUGCAAGUUUGUAAGGUCUCACUCAGGAGGAGAAAAGAGGAAAAAUCAGGAAGAAAAGUUGUUUAGAGUAGAAUCAAGAGAAGUUAAUUAUAAUGAAAAAAAUAUUAGAAUAAACUUUGCGUACAGUUUGUUAGCAGAAUGAGCAACUUGACAGUAGUCAAUUUUUUUGUAUAGUUCUGGCAGUAACAGGUGUAGUUGUAAAAAUAUCGAGAUGAUUAUUUUGAUAACGACAGGAUAAAUUUUUGAAAAAAAUUGUAUGGAAAAACUGAUUAUCAAAACGACUUUUUGACUCAUUUUAAAGGUGCAACUUGACCCUGACGCGAUCGAAAAGCUGAUGAUCAACGGUGAAGAUUUCGACUACGCCUUGGAGAACGACAUCAAGCCGGUCUGAAUCUCCAAAAUCAGUCCUUAAUUUUUCAAAUCCACAUUCCAGGCAUUCGGACGUUCUGACGAAUCUUUGAACAAGUUUUUGGACCGCGGAAUGUUCGUUUGGGGCAAGGAGGUUCAGGAAUAUCUCGAGUUUUCAAUAAUGAGAAUUUGAUUUUAGGUCACGAAUAUCCUCGAAGAAGGCGAUUUGUUGGUGGCGAGUGCGAAAAAUCCCGAGAACAGUGGUUCCGUUACGGCCGUUCUGGCCGGUAAAUGACGAAAUUUUUGAGAAAAAGGAUGAAUUUCUCUUUAAGGAGCUCCCCGGUCCGGGAAAACUUGUCUCGCCGCUCAAAUCGCCAAAAACUCCGGAUUUCCGUUUGUUAAAGUGGGUUUUAGGCAAGAAAAAUACUUUCAUCUUGAUUUAACAAUAUCUUUUUUUUUAAUCAACACUGAUUUUAAAGGUUCACGUUACUUUUUUAAACAUUUCCUGAGUAUUCUAUAGGUUUAAAGUCUCGUAUCUUGAUAACCAAGGUUCUUUUUCAUAUUUUAAUCAUAAUUCUGUGUUUCUGUGUUCAAAAAUACUUUUGGGAAGAUAUUCCAACUUUUUCAAUCAACCCUUCCCCAAGAAAGAGGCAGCUGAUCUUAUUUUUGAACUGAAGGUCGUCUCGCCUGGAGACAUGGUCGGGUUCUCGGAAACGGCCAAGUGCCAAGCCCUCCGGAAGGCCUUCGACGACGCGAAACGGUCGAAACUCAGUGUCUUGCUGAUCGACAAUCUUGAGCGAUUAUUAGGUUUUGUCCUCCCAAAAACGAUUCCGUCAUCUUCGUGUUAAGAUUAUUCUCCGGUCGGCCCUCGAUACUCGAAUUUGGUCCUCCAGGCUCUUCUCAUUCUAUUGAACGAGCCUCCGAUGCCGGUAAGAUACAUUUUCAAGCAAUUCUUGAUGGUUUUUGAAGCCCUAAAAAGAUUCAACGGAUAAAAAAGUUUAUUCAUUCAAAGUUUAUUUAAAACUGAUUUUUUGAGUUAACUUAGGUCUUUGAUGUAGACAUAGAUGUCGCCCAAGAAAAAUUGAUCUUUAUUUAUUUAUUUAUUCAUCUUAGGAAGAAAAUAAUCUCAGAAAAUCAAAAUUAAAGGGGUACGUUGAAGUUCGUAAAGCUGGCGACUGAAUUCAAAAAAAAAAAGUUGAUCUCAAGAAAGAUAGUUUUAUCGAACGCUUCUAGACUUGGCUGAAAAUUAAGUUUAAGGAAUUUAUGAAAAAAAAUGGCCCCUAGGUGUUUAUCAUAGUCGCUUUAAAAAAUCCCAGUUUUGGAGAAUUUCAAAAAUCGCGUAAAAAGCUAGGUUUCCAACCAAAAAAGACGCUCAUAAAAACUCCAGAGUGGUCCAGAUAUGAUAUGGGUAACCCAGGACCCUUGAAGGUUCCCCUCUAGGGACCAUUCUACCUCCGCCAUAUGGGCCACUUUACCCUGCAAAAGUGGUCCAUAUAGGGGUUUUAGUUAGUGGCCUGUUUGUCGGUUAUUGUUAUCAACUAUGAGAAGAAGCAUUUCCAUACGAAAAGCUGAAUAAAUUCGCAUUUCUGAAGGAUAUUUCUGAAGAACUCUAUAGGGAUAAUUUUUUGCCUUUUAUAGCACCUCUCCUCCCCCUAACCCCUAAAGGGACCACUCUGCCGAUCCUGAUUAGUUUUGACACUAACUAGAAGAAAAUCCUGCAAAUAUUAAGUAUAUGGAAUCUUCAUGUAUGGAUCGUAUGGAUCGGAGCUAUUCUCUCCACUAACCCAAUCUGACAUAAACAGGCUAGAAUCGGUUCAAAGAAAAUUCACCAAACGGCUUCUCCCAAAAGAAACCUAUGCUGUAAGACUAAAAUCCCUUUCUCUAGACACUCUAUGGACAAGGCGUCUGCGAAAAGAUAUCAUAAUCACACAUCAGUUCAUAUAUGGCUAUUAUUGGUGUCCAUCUCCAUUCAAAUUACAAACGAUAUCAAAUAGACAGAAACCAACUGAGAGGCAACGGCCUUGAAACUCGAACCACCACCAAUCCAUCAUGUUCACUAUAACUUUAUUACGCAACGCGUGUAUCAAUACUGGAACGGCUUAAACAGAGUUAUGGUUUUUGAGGAUGACCAAAGAAGAUUUAAAAGUUGUUUGAAAAAAAUUGGUUUUUUUGAUAAGGAAGCUGCAAAUUUCACAAAAAUGAUUCAACUCGUUUAUAGAUUACUUUUCUUUUUUUGAUUCUCUUCGAUUUCGACCUAAAAAUAUUUUUUUAGAUUAAAGUGGAACUUUAUCGAAGUGGAGGCAAAUAUAACUUUCAUGGUUCUCUUCCUCCACGCCACAGAUCUGUCUGUGAGCGAAAUAAACAUUCAUUCAUUCAUCUAGGCACCCAAACUUCUGAGAUUUUUUCGGAAAAUGUAAAGCUUAAAGUGAAGAGACAUUCGUGAGCUAGGCUCGGAAAAUCCAACUCUUAACAAGAAAUAUUUCCUGAUUCCAGGACCACAAACUCCUCGUUUUGGCGACGUCUUCCAAUCGUUCUUUCCUCCGCGAACUCGAGCUCAUCAAUGCUUUCGGCAAGAAAUUCCGAGUGUUUUCUCAUCUUCUUGGGCAAUUCAGGCCACGUCAUCGACGUCCCUCUUCUGAGCGAGCCGCAGCACAUCGUCAACGUGCUCAGCGACUCGAAGGCCUUCAAUGAGAACGAGUUGAACGAGCUCGAGCAACGGCUCAAGUUCCUCGCCCAGCAGAAAGCGUCAGUUUUCUUUUUGCUUGGGAAUCAUUUAUUUGUUUCCGAGUUUCACAAAAAAAUUAAUGUGGUAUUGAUCAGGCUUUUCCGGGCAAAUAGCAUUUGAAGUUUAUCGAUUUCCUAUUUCUCUGAUUUUUUUCGCGACCUUGCUUUGAGCUUUGAAAAAAUGAGAAAAGUUGAAAAAAAUGUUUUUUUUUUCUCUCAGACACACUCUCAUCAUGUACUUUUUCAACUUUAAGAUUUUCUAUCAGGAUGAAUUCUGAAAGGUCACGAAAACGCUAGAUUUGUUUGAUAUGGACUCGUUAUCACUACUCUUAGAUAGGAAAUAGAUCGUUUUUAUUUUUGAUUGGAAAUUUUCUGAAAAUUUGCCAGCUUCUCCCUUGGUGUACCAGAUAAACAUCCUGGACCUGAAAAAUUUAGUUUCCGAAAAAUAAGGGUUUUAAGUCUGAAAAUGGCCCACUUUAACGAAUUUAGGUGAUUUUUUUAAACUUUGAAGUUUUUUUUAUCGGAAACUAGAAAGUUCUGCAGAUUGAAACUUUCAGGACCUUUCUCCUGUUUUUUUUUUUGCAAUUUUUCGAAAAAUUUAAAAUCUCGAAGUAAAAUAACCUUCCUUGUGAACAGAUUUCAAUUCCCUCUCGGAAUUUUUCAAUUUGAGAAGUAUAUAUUUCUUUCCUGUUUAAAAAAUGAAUCAAAUUCGAAUGCUCAACCAAUAAUCCUCUUCGCUUUAGCAUGUUUUUUUACAACAAAUCCAGCUUUUUCGCCUCCAAAUCUCUCAGAUUACAACAGAAAUAUGAUUAGUUUUGAGCGCUCCGUUCUGGGAUUUUUCGAUAUAUUUUUGCAAAUAUGUUGAAUUGUUGUGCUGUUCGAGCCAUUUCGUAGAUUAAGUGCCCAGAAAAACUUGUUGAAAACAAAAAUGAAUGAAUAUGAUAUUUUUUAAUCUUUGGCUGAGACAUAUUUGAGCCGACUCGAAAAGGCCAAACACUGGAAAAUAUAAACCAGAAAAGAAUGAAGGAAAAAAAAAUAUUUUCCAGAUUUGGAAUCGGCAUCAAAAGUCUGCUGGAUCUGAUCAACUUUUCUCGUCAGUGCGAGCCGAAUUACCGCGUUUCGACGCUCCUCAGCAAACUCGAAAACGUCGCUUUGAACUUGUAUUGA